Molecule: messenger RNA, 2754 nt
Organism: Spodoptera exigua (beet armyworm)
Lineage: Eukaryota; Metazoa; Arthropoda; Insecta; Lepidoptera; Noctuidae
Source: the annotation of a GenBank genome assembly
CUGUCAACCUAAACUUGACAAUAAUAAAACAUCAUUUUCAGUUGUCAGUUGUCACUUGUCACAAAAAACCGAAUGCAAUGAUGAAUUAGCUAUUAGGCAGGCUAUAAAAUACAACAAAAUCUUCAAAAUUACUUAUACGUCGUUCAACUUUAAACACAGAAGCGCGUUUCCAGCAGAACAGCAGUGAAUUUUAAUUUGUGUAGUUAAUUGGUCUUAAUAAUUUGUUUUUGAUAAUACUGUGUACAAAAUGUCGCAAGCUCGCUUCGCAUCGUGUAUUCCACUGCCGAUUGAGCAUAAAACCUUAGUGAACGUGAUAGAAAAAGCUAGAGAUUGGGGUUUGAUGCAUGGUGUAGCCAUGAGAGAUAAGAAACAUUUCAACAAAGAUGUUAUUCAGGUUGCACCAUUUGUGUUAUUACCGUCACCAUUUCCAAGGACGGAAUUUGAAAAGGCUGUUGAGUUACAGCCAAUCCUAAAUGAACUAAUGCAUAAGGUGGCGCAUAACAAUGAAUUUUUGGAGCAUACAUUACAAAAUGCAUUACAAGUGGAUGAAUUUACGAAGAACUUAUACGACAUAUGGGUGAAAGUACGCAACGAGGUCAUAACACAGUCGGUCAGCCUCGGUCUCUUCCGGUCCGAUUACCUGAUGCAGAACAAGGAGCAUAAUAAAAUCAAGCAAGUGGAGUUUAACACAGUGGCCUCGAGCUUCGGAGCCAUGACGUCGUUCCUACCAACAAUGUCUCGCUAUAUUCUGAGACAGCUAGGUCAUACUGAAUUAAUAAAAAAUAUGCCUGAGAAUAAAGCUCUGUCGGGCUUGUGUUCCGGCAUCACUGACGCGUACGACCUAUUCGGCGUACCAGACGCGGUGGUACUUUUCGUUGUCGAAGAAGUAUCAUACAACAUAUGUGACCAAAGGUUCCAUGAGUUCGAAAUUGCUGAAAAGAGGCCUGAUAUUAUGAUUCAUAGGAAAACAUUGAAUGAGAUUUAUGAAGAAACCACUCUGAAUGACAAGAAGCAACUAAUUCUGGAUGGACGCCCAGUUGCUGUGGUGUACUACCGGUCAGGAUAUGAGCCCGCCCAGUACCCAUCCCAGAGGGAAUGGGAUGCUAGACUAAGAGUCGAACGGUCCACUGCUAUCAAAUGUCCGUCGAUCCAGUACCAGUUGGCCGGUACAAAGAAGGUACAGCAAGCGUUGGCCUCGCCCGGUGUACUGGAAAAGUUCAUGGGAUCAGGCGCAAACACGGCCCGAGUCCGGGACAUAUUCACUGGUCUUUAUUCGUUGGACUUCGACGAGAACGGAGAGAGGGCAGUCGAAAUGGGGCUCAAAGACGCUGAGAAGUUCGUAUUGAAGCCGCAGCGGGAAGGCGGCGGCCAUAACGUGUACGGCGCAGAAGUCCGCGAAGCUCUACAGCGUAUGCGCCACAGCCGCGAGCGAGCCGCCUACAUCCUUAUGGAGAGAAUACUACCGCCACUGGUUCAAGGGUACGUGAUACGUCCCGGUGCAGCGAUGCCGCCCCCUGUCGUCGAUCUAGUGUCCGAACUCGGCAUCUUUGGCGUUAUCAUUGGAACAAGUGACAAGAUAUUCCACAAUCGCCAAGUAGGACAUAUGCUUCGUACGAAGCUAGCGGACGCCGACGAAGGCGGGGUAGCCGCUGGUCUUGGGGCCUUAGACUCCCCCUAUUUAGUAGACAUGUAGUACCACAUAAUACAUGUAUAACUUUAUUUUACAUUUAUACACAACUCGCAAUUAUUACACACGCUGUAUAAGUUUCAAAAAAAAACAACAACCUGUAUACAUUUUCCAUGCUCAAAAAGAACUCCUUGUAUAACUUUAGAAUUUAUUAAGACAUUCUAGGCUGAUUUUUCAAUGAUUAGAUAAAAGUUAUCUGCAGAAAUUAGGAUGUUGUCGCGUCAGAAUGUUUGUAUAAGACAGAGACAGCAACAAUUUAAUUCCUCAGAUAACAUUUAUCUGACGAUUAAAAAAUCAGCCUCUGUAUAUAAAAUCUAGGGAUGUGCCACCACUCGGCACAUAACUAGUCCAUAUCGAGUUUUGGCGUUAUUAUAUUAAAUAAAAUAAAAUUAACAUACAAUAUCAGUUAUAAAAAGCCGUCAUUCAUGACUUUUUCCAGUUUCAAUAUUUUGUUUUUUAAUUACAUUACAAUAUUUAAACACAGAAUUUGAGUUUUUUAGUAUGAAUUAAACACAAUGUUCAAAUUUUGCAUAAUACGUACGCGUUAUUUUAGCCUACGUAAUUAAAAAAACGUAAACAUUUUCAAUUUUUUUUUUAUUUUCGGUCGAUUUUUGACAUUCGAUUACUUUCUUUAAGGUGUAUAGCAGAAACUGGCCAUUAUUAUUUUAGGUCAAUAAUGGCUUUUCACAUACUCCGACUACAAUUAUUAUUAAUCUGUCCUAAAUUGUAAUAAAAAACGUCGAUAUUAAUAAUAUCGAGAUCAACAAAUUUUGUGAUUAUUUUCAAAUAUAUUUAAAGGAUUAUUAAUUUAAUACAACAAAAUUAUGUGCAUUUAUUUUUAUAAUUGUGAGAAUAAUAAUUUUAAUGAAUUCAAAGCAAAUUAAUGAUUUUAAAAUAUAUUAAUAGUUAAUUUUAUUGAAUUUUAAAGGCGUAAUAAGUCCUUGCCAUAUUUUUUUGUUGAAUAAUGAAUUGGAUUUUAUUUUUUUAGAGACAUUCCGUUAUUUGUUUUUUUUUAUCGCGUUUCAUUUUUUUUAACAAAAUCGUCUUGGGUUUUUUCUAUAGCACAU